AUGAGUAACGAUGCCGAACACGAUACAACCUUCGAAUCUGCAGAUGCUGGCGCAUCCCUCACUUAUCCUAUGCAAUGUUCUGCUCUUCGUAAAAAUGGGUUUGUCGUAAUUAAAGGUCGCCCCUGCAAGAUUGCAGAAAUGUCUACUUCUAAGACUGGCAAGCAUGGUCAUGCCAAGGUUCAUCUUGUCGCCAUCGACAUUUUUACUGGCAAGAAACUUGAAGAACUAUGCCCUUCAACCCAUAACAUGGACGUUCCUAACGUUUCACGCCGUGAGUACCAGCUGCUUGACAUUGAUGACGGGUUCCUAUCUUUGAUGGGCGAGGACGGAUCCACAAAAGAUGAUGUAAAAAUCCCCGAUGGAGACGUUGGUGAAAAGAUUAUUAAGCUAUUUCAAACUGAGUCCAAGGACACCAAUGUCGUAGUUCUUACUGCCAUGGAAGAGCAAUGCGUUGUGGAAGCCAAAGAAUCUCCUCGUUGA
Blumeria graminis f. sp. triticale is the source of this 480-nucleotide messenger RNA. The record is from the annotation of a GenBank genome assembly. Lineage: Eukaryota; Fungi; Ascomycota; Leotiomycetes; Helotiales; Erysiphaceae.